AUGGUACCUGCACUACAGGCGCGCAUACCGACCAACUUGACCAGCGCAUUACGUUCUAACCUUUUGGAUCUAUGUAAUUCCCCAUUCUCCCUGUUUCCAUCAACCCGCCCAAUUCUCCCUCUUUCCAUCACCCCGCCCCAUUCUCCCUCUUUCCAUCAUCCAGCCCCAUUCUCCCUCUUUCCAUCACCCCGCCCCAUUCUCCCUCUUUCCAUCACCCACCCCAUUCUCCCGCUUUCCAUCACCCCGCCCCAUUCUCCCUCUUUCCAUCACCCUGCCCCAUUCUCCCUCUUUCCAUCACCCCGCCCCAUUCUCCCGCUUUCCAUCACCCCGCCCAAUUCCCCCGUUUUUUAUCACCCAGCCUCAUUCUCCCUCUUUCCAUCACCCAGCCCCAUCCUCCCUCUUUCCACCCCGCCCCAUUCUCCCGCUUUCCAUCUCCCCGCCCCAUUCUCCCUCAUUCCAUCACCUCGCCCCAUUCUCCUGCUUUCCAUCACUCCGCCCCGUCCCUCUUUCCAUCACCCCGCCCCAUCCAUCACCCCGCACCAUUCUCCCUCUUGCCAUCACCCCGCCCCAUUCUCCCUCUUUCCAUCACCCCGCCCCAUUCUCCCUCUUUCCAUCACCCCGCCCCAUUCUCCCGCUUUCCAUCACCCCGCCCCAUUUUCCCGCUUUCCAUCACCCCACCCCAUUCUCUUGCUUUCCAUCACCCGCCCCAUUCUCUCGCUUUCCAUCACCCGGUCCCAUUCUCCCUCUUUCCAUCACUCCGCCCUAUUCUCCCUCUUUCCAUCACCCAGCCCAUUUCUCACUCUUUCCAUCACCCCGCCCCGUUCCCCCGCUUUCCAUCACCCCGCCGCGAUCUCCCGCUUUCCAUCACCCCGCCCCAUUCUCCCUCUUUACAUCACCCCGCCCCAUUCUCCCUCUUUCCAUCACCCAGCCCCAUUCUCCCGCUUUCCAUCACACCGCCCCAUUCUCCGUCUUUCCAUAACCCCGCCCCAAUCUCCCACUUUCCAUCACCCCGCUCCAUUCUCCCUCUUUCCAUCACCCCGCCCCAUUCUCCCGCUUUCCAUCACCCCGCCCCAUUCUCCCUCUUUCCAUCACCCCGCCCCAUUCUCCCGCUUUCCAUCACCCUGCCCCAUUCUCCCGCUUUCCAUCACCCCGCCUCAUUGUCCCUCUUUCCAUCGCCCCGCCCCAUUCUCCCGCUUUCCAUCACCCCGCCCCAUUCUCCCUCUUUCCAUCACACCGCCCCAUUCUCCUGCUUUCCAUCACCCCGCCCCGUUCUCCCGCUUUCCAUCACCCCGCCCCAUUCUCUCGCUUUCCAUCACCCCGCCCCAUUCGCCCACUUUCCAUCACCCAGCCCCAUUCUCCAUUCGGGCGCAAGCGAAUCGGGCGCAAGCGAGUCGGGCGUAA
This is a messenger RNA of Closterium sp. Naga37s-1, 1401 nucleotides long. NCBI's taxonomy places the organism in Eukaryota, Viridiplantae, Streptophyta, Zygnematophyceae, Desmidiales, Closteriaceae. The record is from the annotation of a GenBank genome assembly.